AUUUAUUUUAUUUUUCAGGGUGUAGCUAAGAUGUACUCCAUAAAGGAAGUAAUUAGCUGUAGCAUUGUACUGCUUGUCAGUGGGGAUAAAUAACAUUUUCAAUUACGUUAUGAUUUAACUUUCAAAGAAAACUGUUAGUGGCUUUUGAGCAUGUUGGCUAUAUGCAUAGCAGCUCUGAAAAACACAACCACGUGAAUAUUUAUUGUAAAAGAUUUGGGAGUUAAUAAAUCAAGAAUUUGCUCUUUUGGUGUAUUAAAUGCCAGCUAACAAAGUCAUCUGUUACUUGGUUUAAGGAAAAGGGUUCUCAUUUUCUUCCCCCUGGUAGAGUACUUGUAGGCUUGUUUCCACUUAUAUUUAACAGGAACAGAAAUUUGGUUUGGUAAGGUAUAACUGUAUCUUUAUAUGCACAAAACAUUAUUGGUAGUUGAUUAACUGAUGUGGUUUGCUUUCUGUGCCACUAUUUUUUUUUCUUUUCGUUGUUGAUUUUUAUUGCUUAGAUACUGAAAUUGUGUUUGAAUGUAAAUAAAUCUGAAGGAACAAUAUACUUUUAGAAAGGGUGACUCAUGGCACAACUGGUUAAAAGAAAAGUUUCAUGCAUCCUUGCCCCACUUACCUUAUCUCACUCUACUUGAAUAAAAUGAGAAAUAGCCAGUAGGGCUGUGCAUUGGUUUUGACUUAAUUUUUUUUUUUUUUUUGCUAACGUGUGUGCAAUAUACUUAAGGGAGUUUUAAAGGGUAAGGAAGAGAGGUAAACAUCACUGGAUUUCAGUGGGGCAUUCCAGAUGCAUGUGUCUUCUGCUGGAAUCAGGGGAAUGGUCACUGCUGUGGAAGUAAAUUGAAAGCUCAGUAUCACUUUGGGUUAGAAUGAGAUAUGCUUUAAUCCAGUACUUUUAAAUGCUUCUAAUUUGAAUUACUUUAAGAAUGCUUGUAUGUUGUUUGUAGGAAAUCAACGUUUUUCAAUGUAUUAACAAAGAGUCAAGCUGCAGCGGAAAAUUUUCCUUUCUGUACUAUUGAUCCAAAUGAGAGUCGAGUACCUGUGCCAGAUGACAGAUUUGACUUCCUAUGCCAGUAUCACAAACCUCCGAGGAGCAUUUGAAGAUGAUGAUAUCACUCAUGUUGAAGGAAGUGUAGAUCCCGUUCGUGACAUCGAAAUAAUACAUGAAGAACUUAGACUUAAGGAUGAGGAGCUGAUCAUGCAGAGCAUAGAUAAGCUUGAAAAAGUAGCUGUAAGAGGAGGAGACAAGAAAUUAAAACCUGAAUAUGAUGUAAUGUGCAAAAUCAAGACAUGGGUAAUAGAUGAAAAGAAAGCUGUCCGCUUCUAUCAUGAUUGGAAUGACAAAGAGAUUGAUGUUUUGAACAAACAUUUGUUUUUUACUUCAAAACCGAUGAUCUACUUGGUUAAUCUCUCUGAAAAAGACUACAUUAGGAAGAAAAACAAGUGGUUGAUAAAAAUUAAAGAGUGGGUGGACAAGCACGACCCGGGUGCUUUGGUCAUUCCUUUUAGUGGGGCCUUGGAACUCAAGUUGCAAGAUAUGAGUGCUGAGGAGAAACAGAAGUAUCUGGAAGAGAACAUGACACAAAGUGCUUUAGCAAAGAUCAUUAAGGCUGGAUAUGCAGCACUCCAGCUAGAAUACUUUUUCACUGCAGGCCCAGAUGAAGUGCGUGCAUGGACCAUCAGGAAAGGGACGAAGGCUCCUCAGGCAGCAGGGAAGAUUCACACAGAUUUUGAAAAGGGAUUCAUUAUGGCUGAAGUAAUGAAAUAUGAAGAUUUUAAAGAAGGAGGUUCAGAGGCUGCUGUCAAGGCUGCUGGAAAAUACAGACAGCAAGGCAGAAAUUAUGUAGUGGAGGAUGGAGAUAUUAUCUUCUUUAAAUUUAAUACACCUCAACAACCCAAGAAGAAAUGAAUAUCAGAUGUUGUUCACUCAGAAAUGAACUGUGCUGCUUCAAAAAGCAUAUGAAUUUAUAUUUGGAAUUGUAAUAUCUGGAAACAAAAAGCAUACAGUUUCUACCUAGGGAACUUCCCUUCCCCCCCAGUGAAAUUAUUCUUGUUUGUUUUGAAUUAAAAUAUGGCACCUCCAGCAAACAUGCAAGUUCACUAAAUGUGAACAGCUUUGCAUUUCAAACGAUUAAGACCCUACUCCAAAUUGUAGAAGCUUUCCGGGAACCAUAUUACUCUCAUGAUACUUCAUUAAUCUCCAUCAUGUAUGCCAAGCCUGACACGUUUGACAGUGAGGACAAUGUGGCUUGCUCCUUUUUGAAUCUACAGAUAAUGCAUGUUUUACAGUACUCCAGAUGUCUACACUCAAUAAAACAUUUGA
Cinclus cinclus is the source of this 2317-nucleotide messenger RNA. It is a transcript of the gene OLA1, whose product is annotated as Obg like ATPase 1. The transcript has 8 exons. Gene Ontology annotation, cellular component: cytoplasm. Gene Ontology annotation, molecular function: ATP binding; GTP binding; ATP hydrolysis activity. NCBI's taxonomy places the organism in Eukaryota, Metazoa, Chordata, Aves, Passeriformes, Cinclidae. Bases 1019 to 1903 code for a protein of 294 amino acids. The record is from RefSeq and is a predicted model, not a curated record.